Molecule: messenger RNA, 694 nt
Organism: Mercurialis annua (annual mercury)
Lineage: Eukaryota; Viridiplantae; Streptophyta; Magnoliopsida; Malpighiales; Euphorbiaceae
Product: late embryogenesis abundant protein 6-like
Exons: 2
Coding region: 272-544 (90 amino acids)
Biological process (GO): embryo development ending in seed dormancy
Source: RefSeq, a predicted model, not a curated record
UUGUAUGCUAAUGUUCAACAGAAGAAUCGGACUAAACGCAAAACAUGCGAGGCACUGAACCACAAGUUUGAUGUUGAAGUCCCACAGAUGCGACACCUGUCAAUAAUAAUAUGAAGGGGAAACUAGAUCUUGCUUUUCUGUCUCCUUCUCUAAUGUGUGUGUAUAUAUAUGUCCAUAGAUUUUUCAUCACAAACAUUCUACGUACAUACACACAUACAUUCUCUCGGUUAUUUUACAGUGGAAUUAAAGGAGAUCAUAGCGUGAAACUAGAAUGCAGGCUGUCAAGGAAAAACUCCACGACAUGAGCGCAAUGCGCAAGGCCAAGGCAGACGCCAAGGCCGAGGAAAAGGGCGAGAAAGAAUUGGCAAAAGCAAGGGUGGAAAUUGCUCAUGAGGUUCGAAUGGCGAGGGAGGCUGAAGCCGAAAUGGAGCUUCAUGUCGCAAAGGCUGGGGAGAAGGCUCACAAGGAAAUUGCAAAACACAAUGACACUGGUGCUACCGGAGCUCCCUCUACCACCACCACUCCCACAGGAUCAAUUAUAUAACCUGCUAGCUUCAAAUUUGUCAGUGCUACUGAAUUCAUUAUUGUAAUCCCAUCCCAUGCGCGAUUAAUGUACAUCUUGUUUGCUAUAUGUAAAUCUAUAGAUUUAUGUACUUCAAAAUCAAUAAUAGUAGUCUAUUUUUGAAUGGAUUAA